Molecule: messenger RNA, 783 nt
Organism: Pleurotus ostreatus (oyster mushroom)
Lineage: Eukaryota; Fungi; Basidiomycota; Agaricomycetes; Agaricales; Pleurotaceae
Exons: 3
Coding region: 1-783 (260 amino acids)
Source: RefSeq, a predicted model, not a curated record
AUGACAACGACUUUGCCAACCUUCCCUCCUCCUUUCAACAUAUCCAAGAGAGCAGCCUCGGGAGCAUUCUCCCAACCCUGGACAAUGGCCUCCUGGCUCCUUAUCUUUCCUUGGGCGGAGCGGGCGGGUACCUCGGCGAAGAACUUGCCCGCGAACUUUGGUAUCAAAUCAGGGACUAGGAACCCCCAGAUUGUUUGGCCUUUUGUAGAUGAGAGUGAUGUUCUGUGCGUUCCAUGCGCCCUCUUCGUCCAAAUCGACCCCACGGUAAGCGUCUGCACGGAUCGGCUGAACGCGUGGAUCCAACCCUUGUGCUCCAUCGCCGUGGUCCAAAACGUCGUCACAACCUCCCUCAUGGCCUUCCGCAUCUGGCACACAUCCGCCAGAUCCGCCCAGUACAAAACCGGGAGCUACCUCCUCCCGGUAGCACGCAUCCUCAUCGAGUCUGCGGCGCUACAGCUUGUCGUGGAGAUCCUGCUGCUCGCGCUCUACUCGCGCACGGUGAACGGGCAGUACUUCUUCCGAGUUGCUGGAGCUGAUGACGCCUACAGUGGCGCGUCUCUCCUUGGCUGUCUGGUCAUGCCAUGGGGGAUCACUUUCAACGCUAUCACUAUUCGCAUCAAGCUUCGCGCCAACUCCACUGCGUUCUCGAGGUCCGACCCCGUCCAGACGAUCGGGUGCAUGCCGAUGAAGCGCAUCAAAGUAGAUAUCACUACCCAGAUGGAGGACGACACAGAUCCGAAGCAAAGCUUUCCAGAAAGCUCAGUUGCUCACUCGAGCGCCUGA